This is a messenger RNA of Danaus chrysippus (African queen), 345 nucleotides long. The record is from the annotation of a GenBank genome assembly. Lineage: Eukaryota; Metazoa; Arthropoda; Insecta; Lepidoptera; Nymphalidae.
AUGGUUAUAUUAAUGCCUCAAGAAGACAAGGUUAGAACAACAUUGAUACCAGGUCAUGCUAUUCUUGAUGUCUGUAUUAAGGAACCGGAUUCGAGUAUAAAAAUUCAAAAACAGAAAUCUAUGGAUUCAACAGUAAUUUGCACAACCAAUAGAAAACAGAAGGUUCUUGGAUGGUUAAAAGAAAAUUUGUUACCAGUUACUGAAAUGAAUGACAACAUCGUUUUUGGGAAUGUAAUAAUCUUACCUCCAUACCAGGUUACAGAUAUAUGCACUAACAGCCCAAUGGUCGCGAUGCAACUUGUAAAUAUUAUGAAUAAAAUGCCAGAUGACUAUAAUCCACCAUAA